GUACGUCUGUUGUGAAAACAAGAGCAUUUACUGGAACUGUCUUUCCGCAAAGACGAAGUUACGAAUGCCACUGCUGUGUUUUCAGUAAUCAUCAAUUGAUUGUCUGAAUUUUUAUAUUUAGACAAAGAACAGAAUCUAAUGAGUGGAUAGACUAAACAUACUCAAGCACAAGGUACAAGUAUUUCAGUUUGAAGAAUGCGAAAUAAUACAUUUAAAUGGGAAAUGUUGAUUGCUUUUAGCUAUUCACUGAUAGGAAAAAUCUCUGCAUUGAUAAACUAGAUUAAAUAUUCACAAAGAAAACUACAAAGUAUAAGCGAACAUCUAUUCUUUGCAGAGAAAAAUUCAGUAUUCCCUGUGUGCGCUGAAAAAUUAAACAUGGAGAAAGAAGUAAAGAAACACUCACUGGAUCAUCGGGAAGAAACAAGAUUUCAGUGUGAAAUAUGUGGAUUAAAUUGUAGUAAUAAAGAUGCUUUACGUAAGCAUUCAUCUGUCCAUUCAAAUGUGAAACUAAAUGCAUGCGAAGCUUGUGGUAAAGCGUUCAAAAGAAGAAGUGAAUUAAAAAGACACACAAGGAUUCAUAUGAUGAAAAAGCCUUACGUUUGUGAAGUCUGCAAUAAAGCAUUCACUCACAAUUCUGGCUUAAAAGUACAUUUACGUGUUCAUACAAAAGAACAACCUUACGUCUGUGACGUCUGCAGUAUGGUGUUUAACCAUUCAAGUAAUUUAAAGACACAUCUACGCAUUCAUACAAAUGAAAAGCCUUAUGUUUGUGAAAUAUGUGUCAAAAAAUUCACUCAACUAUGUCAUUUGAGGCAACAUUUACGUACACAUACGAAAGAAAAGCCUUAUGCCUGUGAAAUCUGUAAUAAAGCAUUCAAACAAAGAAGCCAUUUAAUAAAUCAUUUGCAAACUCAUUCAAAAGAAAAGCCUUAUGUCUGUGAAGUCUGUAAUAAAGCAUUCAAACAAAGAAGCCAUUUAACAAAUCAUUUGCGUACUCAUUCAAAAGAAAAACCUCAUGUCUGUGAAGUCUGUAAUAAAGCAUUCAGUCGAAGGACCCAUUUAACAAAUCAUUUGCUUACUCAUUCAAAAGAAAAACUUCAUGUCUGUGAAGUCUGUAAUAAAGCAUUCAAUCGAAGGAGCUAUUUAACAAAUCAUUUGCUUACUCAUUCAAAAGAUAAACCUCAUGUUUGUGAAGUGUGUGAAAAGGCAUUCAGCAGGAGCGAUGCUUUAACAAAGCAUUUACGUACUCAUACGCAAGGAGAAAUUUAACUUUCAACGAAAUCUUAUUGGA
Messenger RNA from Argiope bruennichi, 1291 nucleotides. RefSeq names its product zinc finger protein 883-like. The transcript has a single exon. The record is from RefSeq and is a predicted model, not a curated record. Gene Ontology annotation, molecular function: DNA-binding transcription factor activity, RNA polymerase II-specific; RNA polymerase II cis-regulatory region sequence-specific DNA binding. NCBI's taxonomy places the organism in Eukaryota, Metazoa, Arthropoda, Arachnida, Araneae, Araneidae. Gene Ontology annotation, biological process: regulation of transcription by RNA polymerase II. The coding region runs from base 376 to 1269 and encodes 297 amino acids.